ACGGAUUUGAGAACUAGACUUUGAAAUUUUGGGUAAAAAUGAAGGUUUUUGCAGCAGAUCCAUUUGCUCUGUUGUUGCUGCUGAAGACAUUUGCUUUGUUGCUGUUGCUGCCGAAGCUUGUUGCCAAAUCCAUCUCCUCUGCUGCUGCUGAAGCCAUCUACUCUGUUGUUGUUGGAUCCAUCUACUUUGCUGCUGCUGCCGAAGCCAUCUGCUCUGCUACUGCUGGAUGCAUCUACUUUGUUGCUGCCGAUCCAUCUACUCUACUGCUGUCGGAUCCAUCUGCUCUACUGCUGUGGUCGGAGCCAUUUGCUGCUGUUGUCAGAGCCAUCUGAUAUUGAUGGGUGGGGGAUGGGGAUCCUCGCGGGAAACGGUGAAGAAGGGUAAAAUCCACCCCCAUAAAAAAUCCUCGCGGGGAUCCCAGUCCCUGUGAUCGCGGGGACGAGGAUGAGGAGGGGCUCCCCAGUCUUGUGUGGACUCGUUGACAUCCCUCUGCAUAUAUUGAUCAUUUGAUAUUAAGCAUUAAUUUUAAGAUAAUGGAAUAAAAUUGGUCUAUGAGU
This is a messenger RNA of Rubroshorea leprosula, 557 nucleotides long. The record is from the annotation of a GenBank genome assembly. NCBI's taxonomy places the organism in Eukaryota, Viridiplantae, Streptophyta, Magnoliopsida, Malvales, Dipterocarpaceae.